GUGUCGUCUCUACAAUCGCGGUCGCUGCAAGAAGGGCGACGGCUGCGGUUCAGCGCACGUCUGCUCGGCAUGCUGGAGGAGGGGACUCCGGGUGCCCCAUGCUCUCUCCGAUGCCUGCUGCCCCGAGCCGGAGGAGGUUUCGGUGCAGGAGGUGGUGGACGUAGCUCUCCGGAAGGCCGCGAAGUUGGCAGAGUGGCCGCUCACGUCGCCGCCGGGCGGUGUGGUGGCCAGUGGAAGGACAGACCGCGGCGUCCACGCGUACCAGAUGAUCGCUUUCAGCAACUGCCACAUGUCAGGAAGUCCCAGCGAUUCCAUGCUUUGCAACUUCCCAGCGGUGUUAAAUGCCAAUUUGCCGGCAGACGUGCGCUGCCUUUCUGCUUGGUGGACAUUGGAUCUCAGUUUCUGCACCCGUGGCACGGCUGUGAAGACCUACACGUACUACGUGGCCCAGCAAAGCCCAGGAGCCGAGAUCCCUCACAGAGCGUUGGCGGUACUGCAGCCACGUGGCUCCUCCCUCCUGAAGUGCCAAGCCUGGACCAGGCGCGCAUGAAAGCUGCGGCUGCGCAGCUUGUGGGACGACAUGACUUCUGUGCAUUAUCCUCGUCAUCCGGUGGGGAGGGCUCCACCACUCGGCAGCUGAUUGCUUUGGAUGUGGGGCUCCUCGAGCAGGCUGAGUUUGGUCUGCUGGGGGCCUCCUUCGACGGCGGCCGAGUGCUGAUCAAGGACUGCCAAAGCUGCAGUUCGACGGCAGGGGCCGAGGAGGUUCGGACGCCGGGCCUUCUCUUGACGAGGUUCCGCGUUCAGGGCCGCGGAUUCCUGAAGCAUAUGGUGCGGCGCAUUGUGGGCUUCCUGCUUCAGGUGGGCUCGGGCGACUUGCCGCCGACCCGCGCCUUCGAGCUGCUGGGUCCCCACAGGGCCGAGGACCUGCCCCAGCUGCGGCCACCCAAGGCGCCAGCCCAGGGGCUCUGGCUGGAGCGGGUC
Messenger RNA from Symbiodinium sp. CCMP2456, 981 nucleotides. Lineage: Eukaryota; Dinophyceae; Suessiales; Symbiodiniaceae. The record is from the annotation of a GenBank genome assembly.